GAUUAGUUAAUAACACAUUUCUCUUAGUAAUGGAGGGUAAAGGAAGAGUUGGAUCAUCAUCGUCUUCUUCCUUCACAGCUCAACUCUUUGGCCCCAAGGAACCUUCCUCCUCUGCCAACUUCAACUCCAUUUUCCCUCCUUCCAAGGGAACAGCAAGAAACAUCCUAAGCUCCAAACAUGGGUCCCUAGAACAACGUAAAGAAGCUGGAACCUGCAAUCUAAGCUCAUCUCUUUACUACGGUGGUCAAGAUGUUUACUCUCACCCCACACACAACCAUACUUACCCUACAAAGAGACAAAAUCUUUUGACUUUACAAAACGUUGAAUCAUUCAGAUUAACAAGGAUCAGAACAGAGAUAACAACGAUGCCAAUUCGUCUGACGCCUCUAGAGGAAACUGGUGGCAAGGUUCACUAUAUUACUAGAAGCUUCUCUAAGUGCGUCUCUGUAGAAGAAUAUCAAGUUGAAACAGAACAAUAUUUGAUUGUUUGA
Arabidopsis thaliana (thale cress) is the source of this 491-nucleotide messenger RNA. RefSeq lists its product as uncharacterized. Bases 30 to 491 code for a protein of 153 amino acids. The record is from RefSeq and is marked reviewed. The transcript has 5 exons. NCBI's taxonomy places the organism in Eukaryota, Viridiplantae, Streptophyta, Magnoliopsida, Brassicales, Brassicaceae.